This is a messenger RNA of Perkinsus marinus ATCC 50983, 534 nucleotides long. RefSeq lists its product as hypothetical. The transcript is spliced from 5 exons. The annotation marks the transcript as partial. Lineage: Eukaryota; Perkinsozoa; Perkinsida; Perkinsidae. The record is from RefSeq and is a predicted model, not a curated record.
AUGAGGGGCGACAUGAUGAUGAAGGAUAUGAAGAAAGCUGAUAGGCUUAUUAAGAAGGUAUGGGAAGAUAGGUGUAUCGAGAAGUGGGCAAGGAGUGGUAUAGGUAUGAUGAUUAAUCGUAUUAAACACGAUAUAAAGGUAGAAGAGAGUAUUCGUAGAGACAAUAUUAAUAAGGAGCAUCAUAUUAUAAUGUUGGAUAAUAUCAUCUCUAGUAGCUCUAAAGGGAAUCCACUACUACCACCAUUGGUUAAGUCUGCCAAUACACCUCUAUCUUUUAUGAAGGAUUUAUCACUCAUAUCAUCAAUGGUUGAUAUCAAGCAACGAGGAGUGAUAGAUGAUAUAAUAAAUAGGAUAAGAUUACAACAGAGGGAACGUACAUCAUUAUCGAAGAAGGAUAUGUUGGGCAAGAAGACAAGUAUAAAGUCUGAUGGUAAGAUGACAGAAGAAGAUGAGCAACAACAACAACAACAACAAGAAGAAGAAGAAGAGCAAUAUGAUGAUGAUAAUAAUGAAGAAGAGCAGCAUUACAUAGAG